AAUAGGCUGCCGCCGCCGGCAGCUCGCUCGGCCAAAGAAGCAACGGCCAUAGUAGACAGCAACUCGGACCAGCAGUAGCAGCGCUGGAGUCCACCGAGCGACAUCGCCGAGCGUCCUGGUGUCUCGGCCGCAGUGUCUGACCCCCGCCGUGCCGGUCUCUCCGCUCUACCGCCCAAGAUGCUCGCCAAUAAGCGCCCACGACGCGCCGCCGCGGCCGAAGACUCGCUGGAUCCGCGUGUCAUGACCGAGCGCCAACAACUGGCCUUCCUGCUGCGUGCCACGGCUCCGUCCGACGCCUCGAGCAGCUCCAGCGACUCCGACUCCUCCAGUGACAGCGAGGACGACGAACCACCGCGUCGACGACGCCCGACCAAGCGCAGCAAGACGCGAGCCACCCGUGGUGGUGGGAAAGCGUCACCAAGUGCGGCAGACGCGCCCCCUGUGAUUUAUUGUGGUCGUGGACGACCGCCCAAGAACUCCAUCAAGUUACCCAAGAAUAUGACGCAUCCGCACGGCCGUCCGCACGUGAGGAUGUCGCCCAGGAGCCAUAAUACGCGCUCUGGAGAUACUGCGAUCGCGGCGGCUAUCGCUGCAAGUUUAAAAGCCGAGAAGUUGGCGACCAAUCGAGCACUCAAGGCCGAGAGAAAAGAGAGAGAUGUGUCCGUGAAGCAGGAGAAGACCAGUCCAUCCAGCGCCAGUGAUGUGGCCAUGUUGAACAGCUCGGCUGCAACUCCAUUCUGUGCGCUCUGCUGCGACCUGGAGCCGUUCUGUGACGCGCCACUGUUCCUGUGUCCAGCGUGCGACCAAAAGUACCCGACGCAGCAAGCGCUCGGCCGUGUCUGUAUGACAUAGUCUGCAGAGUACACGAAGGAGAGAGAAAGGAUGGGGAGAGACGUGGAAGUAAAACAGCAAAGAGUGAAGAAGGGAGAAAGUGUGAUGCCGGUGCAGGUGCGAAUGAUCAAGUAACGAGCGAUGAGGUAUCUGCGGAAAGAGGGAAGACGGCACAUGGACGAUGGAAGCGCAGUAUGGGCGUGUGAUGUCUAUAGCUGUAUGGAUUCGAUAUGAUUGAAUGGAUGCCUGUAAAUCCUUCAUCUCUGUCGACUUCCUGCCUACCUCCCUAGCUUGCCAGUCCCCUCCUGCUAUGCCUGUCACAGUCGAUGCAGCAUCGUCCCCCAAAAAGAACCCUGCUCUGCUGCCGUCGUAUAUAUAUUACCCCAUCCACAUUACCCCACCCAACUGUUUUAGCGACGCUGACUCAUGUCAUGAUCACCAAGUACGUCAGCAGCAGCAGGAUCAGCACCAGCACAAUAAUAACGAUGAAGUUCUUCAUGCCGCCGGACUGCUUGAUCAGCUCUUGUGUUUGUUUCGUCACGAUUUCCAGCGCUUGCUUGGCCUUGUCUGUGUCAUCGUUUAGGUCGUCUAACAUCCUACCAGCAGCAGCAACAAAAACGAGAGUCAGUCCCACAUAGAACAUCAGGAGAAUACUGAUCGCGCUCACUUAUUCUGUGUGUCGAGCUCUGUGCUAAUGUUGAGGCUCAUGUCUCCAAGACGCUUGACAGCCGAGUGCAGCUCAUCCAAGCUCUCGUCCUGCUUCUGCCGCUCGAUCUGCUGUGCUCGCUGAUGCUCGGCCACGUAGUCGUCGUCUGCGUGGUCAUCGGGCUGUUCAAAUGCACCAAACACGAUCAAUACAAGUACAGAAACACAAAGGAGACAAAGUUCGUGCUGUUGAAGCCAACCUCGUUGCCCAGCUUGGAGUAGGAUGGGGGCUUCCCCGGCGCGAACGCGGGCGCCAUGCUCGCUGCAGCUUUGGUCUUGACGUGGCGCUUUGGAAGAAGUGCGGGAAUAAAAUGCGGCUCCGUGAUUGGUCUAAAAAUACCUUCGUGUUGUUGGACAUAAACGUUGCGGUCUAUUUUUAGAGGGAGAUGGGCAAUCAUGAAGCGGCGCAUUCGCACUGUACAUCUGAGCCGAGGGUCAAUGAUAAGGCUAAAGUGUCUUCGUGUUGGUAAAUGUUACGGUUUGGGUCUCGUUCUUCAUGCGCGUCGCUAGUGGUCUGCUCUGUUGUUCGUCCUCCUCAACAUCACUAGAAAAAAUAAACAAUAAAUAUCAACUGGGGGAUGGAGGUACUCGCUUGGUCAUCGUUGGCUCCACCUGCUCCGUUCGAUG
This is a messenger RNA of Phytophthora nicotianae INRA-310, 2163 nucleotides long. RefSeq lists its product as hypothetical. The record is from RefSeq and is a predicted model, not a curated record. The coding region runs from base 178 to 852 and encodes 224 amino acids. The transcript has 2 exons. NCBI's taxonomy places the organism in Eukaryota, Oomycota, Peronosporomycetes, Peronosporales, Peronosporaceae.